Molecule: messenger RNA, 1260 nt
Organism: Guyanagaster necrorhizus
Lineage: Eukaryota; Fungi; Basidiomycota; Agaricomycetes; Agaricales; Physalacriaceae
Exons: 10
Coding region: 1-1260 (419 amino acids)
Source: RefSeq, a predicted model, not a curated record
AUGUGGUACACGGCGAGUAAAUGUGCACUGCCUCCAUCAGGUCGCGCCUUGGUAGAGGGGCAGACGUGGCAUACACAGCGAAGUCUGCAUUUCAUCUCAUAUUGUAAUUCUGGUAAGAUAUUUUCCCAAUAUUUUGCUGCUUUCAGGCGCCGAAGUGGGUACCGAUACCUAGGUUCAUUCGAAGGCAAGAACUGCGAGAAGAGUACUCCCAUACGAUCCCGAGUUAUGUGGUUCACCCCGUUCGUAGCAUGGGAAUGGAACCCGACUUACAACAAAAUAUCCUACAUUCAGUUCAAACCAAACGACCUUCUGGCAUGGUCUGAUCCAUUCGAGGAACUGACAAGUCAAUACCGCUCAGUUUCCAACCUUGUUGUCCUUUGUCGUCUUAUGGUCAGCCUCAACGAUUCAACUCCACGCGGUACAUUCCAUAAUGUUUCAUACUAUAGCAUGUUCGCCACACCAACUCUACAUUUCCUCCGUUCGUUCCUCCCCACCGGGCUCGAUAUCCUCCUUCCUUCCGUGAAGUGCGGGUCAGGAUUCUCAUACAUCCGAGGAAAAUCGCGGCAUCAAUCGACGCGGAUCCUGGUUACAGAUGACCUCCCCCCUAUGGCUCCUUCCGGUCCGAGAAAUAUUAACUUUGCCAACUUGAAGAAUCACGUUCCUGCGCCACAGAAGGACCUCGAGCUUAUGCUGACAGAUCUUACAAUGGCUACUCCUUGGUACAUAAUGAUGUACGACCAGAAACGGUCUUCAUCCUGUUCGGUCUUUCUUGCAGGAACCAUUCAGCGGCGGCACCGCAAUGGUGAAAGGCUAAAAAUUUUGACCAGCGGGGUCCAGACUGUCGUUCCGCGUGUAGUUCAAGUUACGCACUGCCUGACGCUUUACUCCUACCUCGGUACCCAUUUAAAGCUCGAAAUUCUUAUGUUACCUCAUUCGGAUGACAAUCCCCCUGACAUUGACAGUUGUAUAGCUCCUGACAAACAACCCAUGGAUCCAGUCUCCUUCACGAGGGGGCAGCCCACGCCUCCCAAGAUAGGCCUUGGCCAUUUUCGGCGCUUAUCUCCCAAAGAUCAUGCCGCCUUUAAAAGCAUCGAGGGAACGACUGCUCUACUCCCUUUCGAUCUUGAAUCAUCAUCAAACCCAUUAUCUUCGUCGAUUGCACCUCCACCGGUCCCCUCUUAUACCCCACAUCUUCACCAGGGUCCAUUCAACGCACGUCGCUUAAUCUCGAUUUGGACACUAUUUAAACGCCAACAAUAA